CCGCCUAACUGUUGUCUUGAGGCUUUAAGGCUUUAAGAACGCCAUAUCUCAAGCUUGUCCUUCAACCAUAUUCUGACCUGCAGCCAGAAUAACUUAGUAUGCUCAAACGACAGCGUCCUCCAACGCCCCCACCAUCGCUGGAUGAGAUUCCGUCGUUAACGCCAUUUCCCGAUCGACCUAUCAGACCAAUACCACACCGUGAAACUCCUCCAAACAUGUUUUCACAUGAAUCGCGUGCUAAAAGACGCAGAAUACACCCUCCAGUGCUAGACGGUGCACAGAGAGGCUGGGGUAGACCACCUGCUUUGUCAGUGCCUCUCGCAGAUGAUAGCGAUGGCGAAGAAGAUUGGAUAGAUGGAGAGGAUGACGCGGCAACUGGUCACUUCGCGGCAUCACCGGACUAUACAGACUACAAACAGGCCAAUACUAUGCUACACGAGAUCCAUGCUCUACACCAGCACAGGCUUAUGAUCACCCAACCGAACUCACAACCACCGUCACAUCUAUAUUUGCCCCCUCAGGCAGGCUUCUCAGCCCUUCCACCGCCUAUGGCCACUCAUCCACAUAAUCUUUGGCAUUCCACUCACGGUUUUCGCUAUCCUCCUUCUAUUUCCUCCAAUGGCAAAUUAUUUAUACCAACACUGCCGGAACGCCCUUUGCCCGAGUUCUAUUCCCAUCUCCCACAUGCGGCCCAAGCUCCUAAUGAAUUAGCUGCACACACCCCAUUGGAUUUUCACGAAGUCAAGUCCGUGCGAGAACGCUAUGAGGAUACCAAUAAAUUGUUGGGAUCAGUAUUCCUCUCGCGGAGACGGGAACUUCAAGAGAGCCCUAUUUCCAGUACUCCUGUCACAGAGCGAGGUCACUGACCAACACCGGAACUUACUAUGAGAUCGAGCCCUUAGAUCAGGUGCUGUGGACAUAGACAUACUAUACACCCGUCGUGAUCGGCACCUUCAAUUCUAUCAUCGUUCAGUUCGCCAUUACGGAUAUCUUCUUCAUUACUAUCGCGUGCUCGUCCUCACAUCCUACUUUAUUUGGCAUGUUCGCAUCCUUUCAUCUAUAAGCAUCCUUGGGCACAUUG
Messenger RNA from Suillus subalutaceus, 1081 nucleotides. RefSeq lists its product as uncharacterized. The record is from RefSeq and is a predicted model, not a curated record. The transcript has 2 exons. The coding region runs from base 99 to 866 and encodes 255 amino acids. Lineage: Eukaryota; Fungi; Basidiomycota; Agaricomycetes; Boletales; Suillaceae.